AUGAUGGAGGUAGUGCAAGGAUCUGCAGGGAGACCCCAGCUGAUGCCCUUGGGGGCUGGGGUCAUUGCUCUUCUGUUGACAGUUAUGGCCAUGUGCUGCCUGCCCUCCCUGAUGGAUUACUGGAGACGAUGGCGCAUGAUGAAGCUGAUCCCGGGUAUCAGCCCCUGUUAUCCUGUGCUGGGAAACGCUCUACUUUUGGAGCCAGAUGGAGAAGGAUUCUUUAAGCAACUACAAUUUUAUGUUGAGGAGUACAGGAAUCGUCCAUUGUUUAAACUUUGGAUAGGACCAUUGCCUGUUAUGAUUUUGUAUCACCCUGACAGUGUGGAGGUUAUUCUGAGCAGUUCAAAGCAUAUAGAAAAAUCAUACCUGUACAAAUUCCUGGAACCAUGGCUGGGCACGGGACUUCUGACGAGCACUGGAGACAAGUGGCGGUCACGGAGGAAGAUGAUAACUCCCACAUUUCACUUUGAAAUCUUGAAUGACUUUUUAGAGGUUAUGAAUGAACAAGGAAGCAUUUUGGUGGAGAAACUUGAGAAGCAUGUCGACAAAGAGCCAUUUAAUGUCUUUCUGGAUGUCACUCUGUGUGCCCUUGAUAUCAUCUGUGAAACAGCAAUGGGCAAGAAUGUGGAUGCUCAGAAGAACAAGGAUUCUGACUAUGUUCGUGCUAUCUAUAGGAUGGGUGAUUUAAUCCAACAGCGACAGAAGAGCCCUUGGUUUUGGCCUGAUCUUGUAUAUAUGCUGUUCAAGGAAGGAAGAGAGCACAAGAGGAACCUCCAAAUCCUUCACAAUUUUACAGAUAAAGUCAUUGCAGAAAAAGCUGCAGAACUCAAAAACACUAAGCAAAAUAAACAUGGUAAUGAUGGCAACUGUGAAGAAAGUGGCUUCAAAAAGAGAAAAGCAUUCCUUGACAUGCUGCUGAGUGCAACAGAUGAUGAAGGGAACAAAUUGAGCUACCGGGACAUUCGUGAGGAAGUAGAUACUUUCAUGUUUGAGGGUCAUGAUACAACAGCAGCUGCUAUGAACUGGGUCCUGUACUUGCUUGGACAUAAUCCUGAAGUCCAGAAGAAGGUUCACAGAGAAUUAGAUGAGGUGUUUGACAACACUGAGCGUCCUGUUACAGCAGAUGAUUUGAAGAAGCUUCGAUACCUUGAGUGUGUUGUGAAAGAAGCUCUUCGGCUCUUCCCUUCAGUUCCUAUGUUUGCCCGUGCUUUGAGAGAGGAUUGCUGUAUUAAUGGAUAUCAGGUGCCAAAAGGCACAAAUGUUCUUGUUAUAACUUAUGCCCUUCAUCGAAACCCUGAGAUCUUCCCUGACCCGGAGGAGUUCAAGCCUGAGCGAUUCCUCCCUGAAAAUUCUAAAGGAAGGCACCCAUAUGCUUACGUGCCCUUCUCAGCUGGUCCCAGGAACUGCAUUGGUCAGCGCUUUGCACAAAUGGAGGAGAAAACUCUUCUAGCCCUCAUCCUGCGGCGCUUUUGGGUGGAGUCAUGUCAAAAGGCAGAAGAGCUUGGCAUAGCUGGAGAAUUGAUUCUUCGUCCAAAUAAUGGCAUCUGGAUUAAGCUGAAGAGGAGACCAAAUGCUGAAUCAGAAUGAAAGGAAUUUCAAGUUUAUUUCCCAAAACUUUCAUGAUAUUUAGGCUGAGAUAUAUUUUUAAAUCAGAU
Molecule: messenger RNA, 1655 nt
Organism: Acanthisitta chloris (rifleman)
Lineage: Eukaryota; Metazoa; Chordata; Aves; Passeriformes; Acanthisittidae
Product: cytochrome P450 4V2
Exons: 11
Coding region: 1-1587 (528 amino acids)
Molecular function (GO): oxidoreductase activity, acting on paired donors, with incorporation or reduction of molecular oxygen; heme binding; iron ion binding
Source: RefSeq, a predicted model, not a curated record